Molecule: messenger RNA, 1134 nt
Organism: Paracoccidioides brasiliensis Pb18
Product: sterol 24-C-methyltransferase
Exons: 3
Coding region: 1-1134 (377 amino acids)
Biological process (GO): ergosterol biosynthetic process
Cellular component (GO): endoplasmic reticulum
Molecular function (GO): sterol 24-C-methyltransferase activity
Source: RefSeq, a predicted model, not a curated record
AUGGCGCCAGGAGUACUCGAGCCUGAGGACCACAAACGUGAUGCUGCUUUCAGUAAGGCCCUCCAUGGCACUUCUGCCAGAAGCCGUGGUGGUCUGGCAGCUCUGACAGCCAAGGAUCGCAACGCGCAAAAGGCCGCUGUGGAUGAGUAUUUCAAGCAUUGGGACCAGAAGUCCUCUGCGGAUGAAACUGAAGAAGUCAGAGAGGCACGACGAGCGGAAUAUGCUACUCUUACCCGACAUUAUUACAAUCUUGCUACCGAUUUCUAUGAGCAUGGCUGGGGAUCAUCCUUCCAUUUCUGCCGUUUCGCGUACGGCGAGCCUUUCCGCCAAUCCAUCGCUCGGCAUGAACAUUACCUUGCCCAUUGGGUAGGUCUGAAGGAAAAUCAACUUGUUCUUGACGUAGGUUGCGGUGUUGGUGGCCCUGCCAGAGAAAUUGUUAAGUUUGCGGGUGUCAAUGUCAUUGGCUUGAACAACAACGACUACCAGAUCGAUCGUGCCGUACACUACGCUACCAAGGAGGGUCUGUCGAACAAACUGCGUUUCGUCAAGGGAGAUUUUAUGCAGAUGUCCUUCGAACCGGAAACUUUCGAUGCAGUUUAUGCUAUUGAAGCCACCGUCCACGCCCCGUCCCUUGAAGGCAUAUACAGUGAAAUUUAUCGGGUCUUGAAGCCUGGUGGUACUUUUGGUGUAUAUGAGUGGGUUAUGACUGACAAAUACGACAAUGACAACCCAGAGCACCGUGAAAUCCGCCUUGGAAUUGAACAGGGUAAUGGCAUCUCCAACAUGGUCAAGGCUGAUGUUGCGCUUGCGGCCAUUAAAACUGCCGGUUUUGAACUUAUACAUGCCGAAGAUCUCGCAGAUCGAGGUGAUGAGAUCCCUUGGUAUUACCCCUUGGCCGGAUCGUGGAAGCAUAUGAGCUCUAUGGGUGACUUCCUGACCAUUCUCCGUUUGACAUGGUGGGGGCGUGCGAUUGUUCAUCACUUGGUUGGUGGCCUCGAGAAAAUUGGAAUUAUGCCUCAUGGCGCCCAGAAGACUGCAUACAGUUUGGCAUAUGCUGCUGACUGCUUGGUAAAGGGUGGUGAGAUGAAGUUAUUCACCCCCAUGUUCAUGAUGGUGGGACGGAAGCCCGAGUAA